UCUGCGCUGCGCGCGCGUCAGGACAAAGAUCGGCGGGCGGCAGAUCGGUCAGCUGGGAUUAAAGAUAGGCACUGUGCAGAUGUUUGACCGCACCUGCUCUUGGUGAGCCAGCGCCGCCUCCCUUCUCUUUACCUGCGACUGCGUGUGGUUGGCGGGAGGACCGCGCUUGAAGAAAGACAGGCGGUCGUGGUUGGAUGUCAUCCUUGGCAAGAUGCUACGAGUGUUCCUACCGACAACUCUUGCCCUCUCGCACCCUUUCUUUGUUGCUGGGAGCUGCUGCGCAUGCUCAGGGCGCUCUGGAUGUAGUUCGCCUUUUUCAGCUGCUGAUAGCAUCAGCUCGGCCACGUCUCGUUCCAAGAAGCUCCCAUCCCCACGUGCUCGUGUGUCGACGGGUCUUCUCGUUCCUUGGCCAUCAGCGAUUGAUGAAUAUAUGGCUCUUGACCCUGGGGGACGUGGCACAGUUCUUCAGGUCAUGUGUCUGACAGCAUCAGCUGUAAGCUGACUGAUUGCAGUGCGCGUUGUGCUUUAGUUGCCGCACACAGUCAAUGGGGGAGCACCACCCACA
Messenger RNA from Tilletiaria anomala UBC 951, 565 nucleotides. RefSeq lists its product as uncharacterized. The record is from RefSeq and is a predicted model, not a curated record. Bases 212 to 502 code for a protein of 96 amino acids. Lineage: Eukaryota; Fungi; Basidiomycota; Exobasidiomycetes; Georgefischeriales; Tilletiariaceae. The transcript has a single exon.